CUAGGGUUUUAUAGAAACGAAAAUGGCGUCUCGUUCUUUACUCAAUGCUUUCAAACGCUCCUGCAACUCACUUUCUCUCUCUACAAUUCCGAGCACUUACUCUCUCCACCGUCUGCGACCAAUUUCUGCCGUUGCGGCCAACCUACGAAAUGUCUCUCCGGCACCGACGCCGUUUUCUCGAGGUUUUGCCACUCGCCAAACGUCAUCGUCACUCAAUGACCCGAAUCCUAAUUGGUCCAAUCGACCCCCAAAGGAAACGAUUUUGCUUGACGGCUGUGAUUUUGAGCACUGGCUUGUUGUGAUGGAGAAGCCUGAAGGUGAUCCCACCAGAGAUGAAAUUAUUGAUAGCUACAUCAAAACACUUGCUACGAUUGUUGGGAGUGAGGAGGAAGCACGGAUGAAGAUUUAUUCCGUCUCAACUAGACAUUACUUUGCUUUUGGUGCCCUUGUAUCUGAAGAACUGUCUUAUAAACUAAAAGAGCUGCCUAAGGUUCGUUGGGUGCUUCCUGAUUCUUAUCUCGAUGUUAGAAAUAAAGAUUAUGGAGGGGAACCUUUUAUCAAUGGACAGGCUGUACCAUAUGACCCGAAAUACCAUGAGGAAUGGGUGAGAAACAAUGCUCGUGCUAAUGAGAGAAACAGACGCAAUGACCGACCUCGUAAUUUUGAUAGAUCCAGAAACUUUGAGAGAAGAAGAGAGAUGCAGAAUCAACCCAGUCAGAACCCUGGAUCCAACAUGGCAGCGGGGGGGCCUCCCAACAUGAGGAAUGCACCACCUCCCAACAUGGGCGGCAUGCAGCAACCUAACAUGGGUGGGAUGCACCAGCAGCAAGGCAUGGGAGGGCCAUCCCAUACAGGCGGGAUGCACCAGCAGCAAGGCUAUGGAGGGCCACCACCUCAUGCAGGCGGGAUGCAGCAGCCGGACAUGAGAGGACCACCCAUGCAGCAGCAAGGCUAUGGAGGGCCACCACCUCAUGCAGGUGGGAUGCAGCAGCCUAGCAUGGGAGGGCCACCACCCCGUGGAGGUGGGAUGCAGCAGCCGAAUAUGCCACCCAACAUGGGAGGUGUGCCACCAAACAUGGGUGGAGUGCCUCCCAAUAACUACGGAGUGCCAAACAACGCACCUAGUUUCCAAUACAAUGGCGGUGGACCAAACAAUGGAGGCACACCUUACCAAACAGGUCCAGGGCCAAACCAGAGCUAUGCUCCUAAUACAUCUGAUGGGAACUCCUAUCAGAAUCCAAACAUGCCUGGAAGAGAUAUGUCCAAUCCUAAUUACCGAUGAGCAGCUGUAGAUACGUGUUUAGUUGUCAAUGCUAGAUGGUUUAUCUUCACGAAGUGAUGUCUUAUGGUGUUUUUGAUAGCACGUUGUCCUCAUAAUAGUUGGAAGUACGAAUAUUACAUAUUGAGUUAUGCAGUGCCAAAAAUUAUUGGAAUUUCCUCUUAUUUUUUUC
Solanum verrucosum is the source of this 1451-nucleotide messenger RNA. RefSeq names its product multiple organellar RNA editing factor 8, chloroplastic/mitochondrial-like. NCBI's taxonomy places the organism in Eukaryota, Viridiplantae, Streptophyta, Magnoliopsida, Solanales, Solanaceae. The record is from RefSeq and is a predicted model, not a curated record. Gene Ontology annotation, cellular component: mitochondrion. Bases 23 to 1282 code for a protein of 419 amino acids. Gene Ontology annotation, biological process: mitochondrial mRNA modification; cytidine to uridine editing. The transcript is spliced from 4 exons.